Trypanosoma cruzi is the source of this 2439-nucleotide messenger RNA. RefSeq names its product ferric reductase, putative. Gene Ontology annotation, cellular component: plasma membrane. The transcript has a single exon. Lineage: Eukaryota; Euglenozoa; Kinetoplastea; Trypanosomatida; Trypanosomatidae. The record is from RefSeq and is a predicted model, not a curated record. Gene Ontology annotation, molecular function: oxidoreductase activity. Bases 1 to 2439 code for a protein of 812 amino acids.
AUGAAGGAAAAGCAAGAAGGACACACAAACCAACAUACAAGGCUACGACGAGCAAUGAGCGUUCACACCCCAUUUCUGUCGCCACCCCAGUAUCCCAAUGUUCCUCAAUGGGGCACAAUAGGCUUGAUGGCCGCUGGCGUGAUUUGUAGCGGGAUUGCAUCGAUGGGCCUUUCUUGGUGGCACAGUGCGGACUACUUUCACCACCAGGGAUCUUAUAGCAGAGGUUGGGUUGGUUACGAUGUAUUCACGUUUAUUGGUUUGCUGCUGUUUACUGUUUUUGCCCCUGUCGGUGUGACGCUGCUUUACAUGGGUGUGAGUGCACUGUUACGCGUGUGGAACAACACACUGGGGAUGGUUGCGUUUGGUCUUGUGGGUGCCGUCUUCACUGCCGUUGGAUGCCUGGGAAUGUUCUGGGGAAAUGAAACGAUGCGGUGCCUGGGUAUUUUUUGCGUUGACAGCACCAAGUACGUUGAGGUGCCUGGAUUGAGGCCGGAAGCCGGCAUCGGUUUUCUUUCCGUCACCGGCAUCACGGUGUUCCUCUCGCUUGUGCCAAUGGGCCUUGUGAUGCUGCUGCAGGUGGCUCUGAGGAUGACCGGGAUUGAUCGCCGCUGGCUUGCGCCAAUACGUCAGAAGCUUUGCGUCAAGCGGGUAGUUGUUGUUCCCUUUGCUGCAGGUGCGUUCGUUCUUGCUGCGUGCUGGGCAAUCAUUACUUUCUACGUUCCCAACUCAUGGGAAUACUUUUCAGCGAGCAGAAUUGCGAGGAACGCGCAGCUGCACGCCACAGGAAAUUACACGUUGUGUCGAACGGCGAGGAAUAACUUCACGUGUCCGGAGCUUCCGUGGGCGUGGGUGUUUACGCGUAACUGGGUUUGGAGCGAUUCCGUGGUGCUGAAGAUGUAUCCGAGCAACAUCUUUUUCUUCUCGUACCUUCUCAUUUUGUUGCUGACCGUCACCGUCAUUCGUGCGAGUCGCGCCGGGCGCAGGUUCCUGAAGAGGCGGUGCCCCCUUCUGCGGUGCUUCACUUUGGGCGAGGCGAGUUUUGCCUUUUUGACGUUGGCGAUGCUGCUGCUGUUCUUCUUGUACUGGAUACAAGCCCAUAACUUUAAUAUGAGCUGGACUGGAGGGAGUGAUGCGGGUAUAAAGGCCUCUGAGCGGUGGGCUCGCGCGCUUGGUCAGUUGGCGGUUGCGUUGCUGUCGUUGCUCAUGUUUCCCGCGAGUCGGUUUUCUGUACUCCACUCCAUCCUGGGCACCUCGUGGGAGUCUUUGAUCUGGGUCCACAAAGUGCUGGGGUAUGGGAUGUUGCUUGCGACGGUUGGCCACAUGGUUGCUUUUUACGUGUGUUAUGGCCAGGCGGGGAAACUUCCGCGUGGCAUUUUCUCCAUUCCGAUGGUGGACAAACCUGGACAUAUUAACAAUUUUACUGUCCCGCUGAUCUCGCUGACGACGUGGUUCAUGAUAGUGGCCAUGGGUCUUUUUGCGCUGGAGCCGGUGCGACGCAGGUUCUUUGAGCUGUUCUACUACCUGCACAUCUUGUCGUUCUACAUGAUUGCUCCCACGGUACUGUGGCACUCUGCAGCUGCGUGGGAGUACUUCCUGCCUGGCCUGACUGUGUGGUUUGUGGACCGGCUGUUGCGGAUGCACCGGAGUGCGUCGACGGUGGAGGUGGUGUCUGCCGUUGCAAGCGGCUCGUUUGUGGAACUGAGCUUUCGCCACGCGUCUCUGAGCGCAGCACCUGGGCAGUACGCUUUUGUGAACAUCCCCGAGUUGUCUCUCUUGCAAUGGCACCCGUUCAGCUUUAGCAGCGCAUGCGAAGGGUGCUACACGUUCCACAUCAAGGCUAUGGGGGAUGACAGCUGGACGGGACAUCUGGUGAAGCUGGUGAGUGAGCGUGGCAGCAGCCUCUCAUUAAGUGUUGACGGGCCGUGUGGACGCGUUCACGAAUUUGACGACUACGGUGUUGUUGUGCUUGUUGCCGGCGGCAUCGGCGUGGCACCGUGCGCUGCGAUCUACAGCCACCUGCGUCGGCAGAGAAUGGGGGGUAGUUGGGCCCCUGCCGUGACACUGCUGUGGACUGUUCGUGACGCCGAACUGGUGCCCAUGAUGUCGCACCUGUGGAGUGACGGCGGGGACACUUCCGUGGCGAGCAAUUCCUCGUUGGAGCACAGCAUUGUCUCGUGUUCACGGAACACCGCCGGUGAGCUGCCUUCAUUGCGCCUGUUUUUGACGGGUGAAUCCGCGUGCGGGACUCUUCCCCAGAGGAAGAUUGAUGUGUCCACUGGGCGGAUCGACGCUGCUGUUGAGAUCCCCUUCGUCAUCGGCGACGCGGAUCCUCGCACAGUGUUGGUGUUUGCGUGUGGUCCGGCUGGCCUGGUGAGGAGUGCGAGGGACGCCGCCCUGUCGCUUGGUGUGGACUUCCACGAAGAGACAUUUCUGCUUUAG